Molecule: messenger RNA, 992 nt
Organism: Trichogramma pretiosum
Lineage: Eukaryota; Metazoa; Arthropoda; Insecta; Hymenoptera; Trichogrammatidae
Product: N-acetylneuraminate lyase-like
Exons: 8
Coding region: 75-992 (305 amino acids)
Biological process (GO): N-acetylneuraminate catabolic process
Molecular function (GO): N-acetylneuraminate lyase activity; 4-hydroxy-tetrahydrodipicolinate synthase activity
Source: RefSeq, a predicted model, not a curated record
CGAGUCAAUCGCAGUAAUUGUCGAAAGAAUCCGGUGUUGUAAACGAAUUUUAAAAACGAAUUAAUAUUAUAGAGAUGUCGGUACGCUUUGAUUAUAAAGGGCUCAUCGCUCCUGUAUUUGCUACAUUUACCGAUGAAAAACAAUUGAAUUUGGAUCUUGUUUCUGAGUAUGCUAAUUACUUAAAAGCUCAAGGAAUCGAGGGUAUUUUAGUAAAUGGAACUAGUGGUGAAUUAACAUCAUUAAGUACUAAAGAAAGGAAACAAAUCGCUGAAGCAUGGGCAAAAGCAGUAAAAAAAACAAAACAACAUUUGAUGAUUCAAGUUGGAGGUACAUCUUUAAAUGAAGUCAUUGAACUUGCCAAACACGCUGAAGAUUGUGGAGCUGAUUCAAUUUUAUGUUUACCAGAAUUAUAUUUUAAACCAAAUGAUAUCGAAGAGCUUACAAAUUACUUAUCAAUCAUUGGUAAAAAUGCUCCUAAGACUCCACUAUUAUAUUAUCACAUUCCUUCAAUGACUCAUGUUAACAUUCACAUGGGGAAAUUUGCAAACUACGUUGGAAAUAAAAUACCAACCUUGGUAGGACUAAAAUUUACUAGUAGUAUCUUAGAAGAAGCUUAUGAAGUGAUGAAAGUUAACGAGAAUCUUCACGUUUUUCUCGGCAACGAUCAGUUGAUGCUAGCUGCUAGUACAAUGGGAAUUGAUUCGUUCAUAAUGACAACCCUGAACUUCUUUCAAAAGCCAGCUUUAAAUAUUAUGCAAUACAUUAAAGAUGGAAAAGAUUUGGAAAAAGCAAAAGAAAGUCAAAGAGCAAUCGCAACUGUAGUUGAAGCUAUAACAAAUCAUGGAACAUGGGUUAAUUCUAUGAAAGCCGCAAUGAAUAUAUUUACAGAUAUAAACGUUGGGCCUGUGAGAGAGCCGUUGAAAAAUAUUGUUUUUGAAAAAAAAACUUUUGAAAAAAAUAUUGAUGCACAAUUUCACUCAUAUUUUAAUUAA